GCACGCGCGACAAUUCUACCGCGGGUCUCCUUAGCAACUUAGCGGCCCUAGCAACCGAGGCACCAUUCGGCCCUGCAGGAAGAGAAGCCGUGGUUGGCCGCUUGGCAGUCCGCUGGCCGAAGGGCAUCCUGACCGAAAGGUGCGGAGCGGAGGCUCAAAGCAGUUUAUGUACGCCGGGGACGUGAUGCGGAUGAAUCAUUUGGCAUGGUUGCCAAAAAUUAAUAAUCAAGAGAAGAUGACAAACAAAAGGAUACUGAUCACCAACUGAAGAUGAUGUUUUUGGAGCUUUUUGCCUUCAAGAGUUAUAUAAUACCUCCAAUUUUCAAGUCCAAUUAUGGGAUUAAUGGAAAGAGGAUGUCUUCCUUGAUUCUUUUAGCCAACUUAAUACUUAAGACAAAAUAUAUACCAGCUUUCAGCUGAAUACAAAAAGCAAUGUGUAUGUUAAUUGCCAAAUGGAAUAAAUAGGCAGCCUCUAGGAAUCAAUAUAUUGUAGGCAUUAUUCAAAUAACUACAAAUAAUAAUAUUUGGAGAAUUAUACAGAAAAGUUUGAAAAAGGGAUCUAAUAAAUUCAGGUUAUAGUCCGGAAAUACUAUAUGUAGAAGGGUAGUUCCAAAAUGCUAUUUAUCUAAAAAUAAAUAGUAAAUGUGGUAUGAAAAGAGAAUUGUAUAAGAAAAUAGCCUACAGCACUGCUAUCUUACUCUUUAUAUAAUCUCCAUAUCUCAUUUCUUGCUAGCUAAAUUAGAAAAUGUAAUUAAUGGAGGGAUUUAAGAAAUAGGGUAACAUUUUAUUAAAUUUGCUAGAGCUGUUUCUGGGAAGACAGCCUAAUUAAAAUUAAUAGAAUUGCUGGUUCUAUUUCCUAAGGUUCUCAAAUUAUGACUGUUAAGCAUUAAGAUGAAUAAUACAUUUUUCAGCUAGUUGGAUGUCAUUAAAAGAACCAAAUCUAGCAACAACAAUAUGCACCCUAGCACUUAGAAAGUCUAGCUGGCUGAUAUAGUCUCACAUAUGUAACAAUUAAUUAAUUUAAAAUGUUGGCUUGAAGUGGGCUUGAAGCUAAAAUUGUCAUACUGAAUUUAUGAUUAUUUGCUCAUUUUGUUCAGAAUAUACUAUUUCUCACCAUUUGGUUACCUAUUCACAAUAUCAGUACAGCAUCAGGAGAAAUCUGUCUUGUGCAAAGGGACUUUAUUUACUCGUUAUUUCUUUUCUAUUAUUAUCAAAUGAUUCAAUUGCCCCUCCAAACCGCUCCUUCAUUAACUGUCUGAAGGCAGACAUAAGGGACUGUGAAAGUUGCAAGAUAGAAAGGAAUUAAAUUCCCCUUUCCAAUUCCUUUAAUGGAAGAAGUGGAAGUUAAACUCUAACUACAUAUUGUUAUGUAUUGUGUGAUAUUAAUUGUAUCAAUAAUAAUAGAGUCUUAAAUUGGCACUUUUUUCAGAGAUACCUCAAGUCAUACUGAUAUAUUUAUUUUGGUUUGGAAUGGAUUUCUUUAUGAUAGAUUCUAUGCAUAGUCUUUUUUUUUUAAUCAGCUGAUUGUUUGUCCAUAAAUGUUGAUUUGCAACCUCAGGUUUCAACAACAGAAUCUUAUGAACUCAACAAGAUAAAGUUACUAUAUAUUCAACUUUGCUUUGUUUUAAAUUCAUUUAUUUGAUACAUUCAUUAUAUUUCUUAAAUUAUUUGAAUGUGAUUGAAGAAAGAGAGUUGGCAUGGUCCUAUUAAUAUGUGUUAUCGACUGAUUUGCAUUAUCUGAUCUUCAACUUCUAGUGUGUAAAAGAAAAACAUACCCAUAUGUACAGUACGUUUCAUGAACUGAGAAAAAGAUGCUAUUCAAAAGUUAUACAUGCAGAUUGCAUUCCUGCCUUGAUCUCUCAGUUACUUCUAAAAUCUGUACACAAAUAGUGGUCCACAGUUCCCAUUCUGUCUAAAGUGGGACUACAGGCAAUCCUUGACUUACAACCAUAAAUGGAACCAGAAUUUCCAUUGCUAAUCAAGGUGGCUAUUAAGUGAAUCGCACCUGAUUUUACAAACUUUUUUUUUGUUUAUCCUGCUUCUCCCACUGACUUUGCCUGUUGAAAGCCAACUGGUAACAUCACCAAUGGCAAUUAUGUGAUCCUGGGACACUGCAACCAUCUUAAAUUCAUGCCAGUUGUCAAUCACCUGAAUUAUGUUUAUGUGACUGUGGAGAUGCCAUGACUGUUUUAAGUGCAAGGACCUGUCAUAAAUCACUUUUUUCAGUGUUGUCACUUUGAACAGUCACUAAAUGAAUAGUUGAAAGUCAAGGACUCCCUGUAUCCUUUCUUUCUUCAUAGCUCUGUUGUUGUACUCUGUAUAUUUUCUAUAAUGGAGUUUAAACAUAAAUGUCUUGAUAAUGGAUGAUAUUACUCAUUUUCUUAAAGGGUCAUUGCACAUAGUUGCUUUUGGCUGGAAUGGGUUAUAUAUUAAAUAUGUUGAAUAACUUUAUUCUCUUUUUUAAACAGUGACAGAACUCUGGUUACAAGAAAAAAUGGAAAUCCCAUUGUAUGAAUGUGGGCUUGUUUUAGGUAUUAAAGUUCUUAGUAACGUUGAAGAUAUGCAGUAGAUAUACCACACUGAGAAAAACCAUACCAGACAUGACUUCUAUAAAGGAGCAAGCAGCAAUCAGUAGAUUAAUAACUUUCCUACAAGAAUGGGAUAGUGCUGGCAAAGUUACUCGAAAACGUAUUCUUGAAAAUUUCAUACUUGCUAACCAAGGCAAGACUGGUCCAGAACUUGAGAUAGAAUUCUCUCAGGGAGCCAGUUUAUUUCUGGCUCGUAUAACUGCCUGGCUCCGGCUGACCUAUAUGUACGGAACAUGCCUGGAACAACAGUUAAAAUCAGUUGGCAUCUUUCUUUCAGCUGCAAGCGGCCAGCGGUACCUUCUUGAAUUUCUGGAAAUUGGUGGUAUCCUCACCUUAUUGGAAAUACUUGGGCUGAAACAACUGAAAGAGGAAGACAAAAUGGAGUCUGUAAAACUUCUUCAGUUAGUGGCAAAAUCUGGCAGGAAAUUCAAAGAGCUUAUCUGUGAAAGCUAUGGUGUGCGAUCAAUUGCUGAAUUUUUGGCCACUUCCAAGUCAGAAGCGACACAAGAGCAAGUGCAGAUUCUUCUGGAUACUUUAGGACAUGGCAACCCGAAAUACCAAAAUCAGGUGUACAAAGGGCUGAUUGCUCUUUUAAAGUGCACUUCUCCCAAAGCCCAACAGCUGUCCCUACAAACACUCAGGAUAAUACAGUCAAUUGUGGGAAAAGCGCAUCUGAGCAUUGUUGAUUCUGUGCUAAGUGUGCUUCGCUCUCUGAAUUUUGAGGUACAAUAUGAAGCUAUUCAACUGAUUAAGGACCUUAUGGCUUAUGAUGUGCGACCAGCUCUGCUAAAAGGCUUGGUUACAUUACUAAAGCCAUCAAGGCAGGAGACAGCCAAGAUGCAAGCAAGAAUCCUGGAAGAAGCAGGCUCUUUGCGCCUAAUGGAAUCCUUGCCAGCAUAUGUACAGCAAGCUGCAGCAGCCAAAACCAUUGGAAUUCUGGCCCAGGAGUCUAGGGAAGUGGCUGAGGAGCUGAUCUUCUUGAAUGUGGUACAUGGCCUUAUGUGUGCUAUGGGCAACAAAGACCACACCAACGGUCAGAGACAAGCUAGCAUCACAUUAGAGUAUUUUGUACAGAUAUUUAUAGAGAUUGAGAACUACGUGCGGAGAGCCAUGGGAGAAAAUUUGUUUGAGCUAUUCAUGCAAGAUGCUGCAAAUUUGUACUUGAAUAUGGAUGCUGUACAGGCUGAUAUACUGGCUACCAAUAUAGUCAAUAUUCCAGCAGAUUGUUUGGCUAAAGGAAAAACGCUUUUAACAGAGACAGAAUUGAGCCCUGAAGAGGAAUGGCAGUCUGAAGACAGUGAAGUACUUUCUGAGCCACUUACUUAAUUUCUUUCAAGUAUUAGCUUUAUUGUUGAUUUUAAUCUUUUCUCCAUUUUUCUGGAACCCUUUGCACAAAGUACCUUUUUCAAAAAUUUUUCAUGCAUCCCUCUGAAGAAAGGAUGGAGAACUAUGUAACUGCAGUGCAAACUAUGUGGCAUUUGAGAGAUUGGGACAAGUGAUUCCUAUUUUCACUGACUAGAUAAUUACUUGACUAGUUUUCUCAUCUGUUGAAGUACAGAUCGUACUAAACUAUAGUUCCCAUAAUCUCGCAACAGUGGUUCAAUACCACUGGAAGGCUCAGGAAAAUGUAAGGAACAAAAAUGGCUCUUACCAUUGGAUAAUUUUUGGUCAAUUUCAUAGUCCAACCCUGAUUCGUAUCAUUCUGAAUUAUAUAUUAAUGUGAAACAGUUCUUUGUACAACUAACCUAGACUCUAAAAGAGGAAAAGGAAAAUGUGUUAAAUAAAAUUGCAUUAAAUUGUUGCAUUUAAUCUAUACUUCAAAGUUAUACUUACCUUUAAACUAAUUUAUUUGCUUACUUACAUAAAUACAUACUUUCUGCUACAUUCUUUUAUAGCCUGUAUGACCAAGAACAUAAUAUUUCCAAUUAUACAUACAUGUGUUUGCUAAAAAACCAACCUUAAAGCACAGCAGGUAGAGUUAUCUGUUGAUUAAAUGUUUUGAAUUACAAUUUUCAUUAUUCCAGCUAAAAUGUUACAAUGCAACAAUUGGAAUAGAGCUGUCUACACUGAAAGUAGUUUUUCCUCAAAUAAAUUCGUAAAGAUCAUUUAUUUGGUGUGAAAAUAAUUGAAAACAUGACUCAUCUUUUCUAAUAGCAUUCAUUAUUAAAUAUAUAAUUAUUUAUUUAUUAUUCAGUAGCAAACAAGGUUUUUAGAAAAUAAAAAUGUUGUUUAAUAAAGUUUUUUAUCUUAAGACCUUUGAUUUUAGGUGUAACCACACAUACUCAGGGCUAUCUAUUUCCAGAAAUGUAUAUUUAGAGCAAAGGUUGAUAUUCAUGCUAAGUGAUCUAUCCCUUACAAUGUUCAGAGCAUGUAUCUUAACUUUAUCUCAGUUGUUUCCAAUCCCCAAGACUGUAAAAUUGCAUUUUUAUUAUCUUGUAAAUCUUUCAGUUCUGAACUUAAUUAUGGCUGUUGACUGCUUUUUAUUUUUUUUUUA
This is a messenger RNA of Crotalus tigris (Tiger rattlesnake), 5082 nucleotides long. RefSeq names its product armadillo like helical domain containing 1 (gene ARMH1). The transcript is spliced from 13 exons. Lineage: Eukaryota; Metazoa; Chordata; Lepidosauria; Squamata; Viperidae. The record is from RefSeq and is a predicted model, not a curated record. Bases 2601 to 3914 code for a protein of 437 amino acids.